Messenger RNA from Thermothielavioides terrestris NRRL 8126, 1483 nucleotides. RefSeq lists its product as uncharacterized. Lineage: Eukaryota; Fungi; Ascomycota; Sordariomycetes; Sordariales; Chaetomiaceae. The record is from RefSeq and is a predicted model, not a curated record. Gene Ontology annotation, molecular function: oxidoreductase activity, acting on the CH-OH group of donors, NAD or NADP as acceptor. The transcript has a single exon. Bases 330 to 1373 code for a protein of 347 amino acids.
AGCGGAUCGAAUACAUAGCUCAAUCAUUGUCACAUCGUCUCAGUCAGCGCAGCGUAGACGGAGCUCGAGAUAAUCCAACUCAAAUACAUAUCUCCGAUACAAGCUUGAGCCCAAAGGAGUCUCCUUUUUAGGGUCCGUGGUUCCCCGUACUUCAGGCCCCUCGAGCGAUCGUCAUCAACAACCAAUACGACAAUCAACGCAGCCACUGCUUGGUUUUUCACCCCAAAACACUAGGUAAUUAUUGAGUCCGAGGAAUUAAGUCCGAGGAAUUAAGUCCGAGGAAUUGCCAACGACCGCGCUGCCACUACUUCAAAACCUGGAACCGCGCCAUGGCUUCGCCUGCAGAACAGACCCUGCUGGUAACCGGCGCGAACGGCUUCGUCGCCAGCCACAUCCUCAAGCUGGCCCUGGAGAAGGGCUAUCACGUCCGCGGCACCGUGCGGUCCGAGUCGUCAGCAGCUAGCGUCCGCGCCAAGUUUCCCGAGCACAGCGACAAACUCUCCCUGGCGGUCGGCCCGGACCUGACGAAGCCGGAGCUGUACGCGCCCGCAUUUGCCGGCACGGCCAAGCCCAUCACCGGCGUCCUCCACGUCGCCGCGAACUUCACCCUCAAGGUCGACGACAACCGCCGCGACCUCCUCGACCCAGCCAUCGGCGGCGCACGGGGCAUCCUCGAGGCCACCGCCCGCUACGGGCGCGACGUGCGGCGCGUGGUGCUGACCUCCUCCUUCGCCGCCAACAUCGACCUGUCCAAGGGCGCCCGGGCCGGGUACACCUACACGGAAGCAGACUGGAACCCGGUGACGUACGAACAGGCGGCCGCGCCGGGAGUCGACGGCGCCACGGCCUACUGCGCGUCCAAGGCGCUCGCCGAGAAGGCCAUGUGGGACUGGGCCGCCGAGCACAAGCCGCCGUUCGACCUCGUGUCCAUCAACCCGCCGUGGAUUUUUGGGCCGCACGUGGGCGGCCUCCGAGACUUGGCGCGGCUGAACGAGUCCACCGCCGCGCUGCAUGCGCUGAUCGGUGCCGCGGAGGUGCCGCCGCCGGAUUACGCGGGGUUCGCGGAUGUGCGGAACGUUGCGGAUGCGCACCUUGCCGCGUUCGAGAAGCCGGAGGCGGGCGGACAGCGGUUCAUCGUGGGGCUGCACUUUGAUUAUCAGAGUGUGGUGGACUCGGUGCGGCGGGAGGUGCCGGAGCUGAGGGAUCGGCUGCCGGUCGGCAAGCCGGGGAAGGUUCCGGAGAUGUACGAGCUGGACGGGAGCAAGGCGGAAAGGGUGCUGGGUAUCCGCUAUAUCCCGCUGGAGCGGUCAAUGAGGGAUUCGUUUGUCCAGUUUGUCGAAGCUGAGCAGGCACUUGCCGCGGCUUCUGCUUGAGCAUGGUUGUUGUUUAUUAAAGCCUUGUUGGAUAAACGUGCGAUUAUACCUAGUACUACAUGAUUGCAAUUAUUUUAUCUACGGCAGGCGGGGCAAGCAGGCUUGGGGGA